GUCGUGAUACAUAAACUGACUGUGCUGAGAAUUUGAUAGAGAUACAGAGUGGCUGACGGAAAGAAAGAUAGAAUUUCUUUCUUUCUUUUCAUCACUUACGGAAUUUGAAAGUUUGCGGAGGAAAGAAUGUGCUAAAUUUUUCCAAAACGGCCUGCGGCCGUUCGCCCAGAUGCGUUUCGCCGGUAUGCCGCGUCAAUACCGGAUACUACCACAACUCGACAUGUUCAUAUAUAUAUUGUACAUCACUCGAUAGAAGGCAGGUCCAUUAUCACACUCUGAUAUCACAUGCUGAUACUACAUCCGUGAUUACGAGCUGACUGAUACUAUCAGCCUGUACUCGACGACAAAUCGCUCGCGGCAUCAGACGGUUCUGACUCUUCGUUGCCCGAGGCUUCACUGUUCAAACCUUCUAUGGUACUCCGUUUGAUGAAGGCGUCACGGAGGAAUCCUCCGGGAGGAUCCUGUUAGCCUUGAGGUUCUCCCUGGCGAGCAACGCAGUGCUUUGCUCAGCAAAUGUUGCUGCUAUGAUAGCCGUGCUAUCACGUGAUCGUCGCUAUCCCAAUGUGACAUUGGCAAUGUCCUACCUUGAUACGAACUUUGCGGAGGACUUUACGAACUUUGUACGAGAAACUUUCUCAGAGAAAGGUCACCACCUCACACGCUUCGAGGCGAGCCUGAACUUUGGAUGCAACGUUCUCUUUCGCUUGAGAUGCGAUAGCCUGUGACUGAGAGGUCGACGGUCUUCCGACACCAGAGCGAGCACACGAUAUACAAUCAUGGAAGUACGGCCUGGCUAGAACAGCAGUGGCAUCCCAAAUAUAGCGUACUCGGCAAACCGACCCAAGAAGUAGUUUGUGAUGGCAGAUAUUGCCAGAAGCACAAAUGGGCUCCGACGGAGAACCGGAUCUGGGGCUGGAUCAGGGCUUGCUAACAUGUGCCGUUUCCGAGAAGCACGAUGGAAAGGCGAUGUAUCGUCGAGCAGAAUCAUCCGUGGUGGAAACUGUUGAGCGUCACCGGCCUUUUGGCUGCGGCUGCUCGCGCCUUCUUACCCCCAGUAUAGCCGAUUAUUCGCAGAGCUCAUGCGAUAAUCGCGGUGGAAAGAUUCAAACACAGAGAUGUUUCUGUCUUAUAGUAUCUCCAAGCUCAAGCAAUGUGUGCCUUGCCAUUCUUAAGCUUCUUCAUCGCUGGAUCACGAGGCCUCUUCCAUUCCACAUGUCCUUGGUAGAUGUCGGCACGCGAUUCCCGCAUAUGCUUCUCAAAUCGGGUGGAAUUAUCUUGACGAAGUUUGAAGUAGCACGGCUGCCCACCGCUAUCACAAUCGUAGUAGGCAUCUGGAGUCUUGAUCACAUAUUGCCACGAACUGAAACCACUUGCUGACUUUCUUCCCACAUUAUAUAAGAGUCUCAUCAAAGCUUGCGGAUAGACCU
Messenger RNA from Perkinsus marinus ATCC 50983, 1427 nucleotides. RefSeq lists its product as hypothetical. Bases 883 to 1377 code for a protein of 164 amino acids. The transcript has a single exon. NCBI's taxonomy places the organism in Eukaryota, Perkinsozoa, Perkinsida, Perkinsidae. The record is from RefSeq and is a predicted model, not a curated record.